AUGUCUGGGUGUCAUCACGGCCAUAAUCAUUCUCGCCCAUCAGAACAUUCCUAUCCGGAGCUCAACCUUGGUCCUGGUGCAAAAUGGAUUAAGAACCUCACAAAGGAUCGUCUCUCCCAAUUCACAGGCGGUCACUUCUCAGACGUUAACUUGUCCUCUGUCCUCUUCACUCACCGCUUGGACGGCUCAGAGAAUGUGAAACUGCAAGUAUGGAGUGCCCCGGGUUUGACGAAACCGAGUUUCGAGGAAGCUAUGAAGCAGACGUUCCGACCUGCAAAGAAGGGAGAUGCAUUUGGUCCGUCGUGGACGAACCAUUGGUGGAAGGUGACGCUGCAUAUACCAUCUUACUGGGAACAAUACGAGCGUGUGCAGUUUGAAUUCGACCCGGGAUGCGAGGCUAUGGUGUUCUCUACGGAUGGCACACCACUGCAAGGAAUCACGGGAGGCCACGGGGGAGAUAGGCGUGUUGACCACAUAAUUCCACCUAAAGCACGGAAAGCAGGCGUAUAUGAAAUAGUAAUUGAAAGCAGCUGCAAUGGAAUGUUUGGAGUACCAACUGGCGGUGACACUAUCGCUCCUCCGGACAUGAACCGCUACUUCACACUAGCAAGCGCCGACCUGGUCGUACCAAACGAAGAAGCCUGGCGCCUUCUCUGGGACUUCACGACCUUACGCGAAAUAGCAGACACCUUGCUCGGAAACACAGCGCUUCAGAACAAAGCUGUCGUGACUGCAAACGCCAUUAUGAAUGCGUUUGACACGGGCGAUCCGGCUAGCAUUUCGCGUGCGCGGAAAGUAGCGGAAGACGUCCUUGGAAAGGACUGGCAGGCGAAGGGAGCGGAUAUUUAUAAGGGUGAUACAAACUCGGUGGAUAUUUGGGGGAUUGGGCAUUGUCAUAUUGAUAGUGCAUGGCUCUGGCCGUUCCGUGUUACGCAGCAAAAGGUUGCUCGUAGCUGGUCAACCCAGGUCGACCUCAUGAACCGUUACCCGGAGCACCGAUUCGCAGCGUCUUCGGCACAGCAAUACAAGUGGCUCGAACAGUUAUACCCAAAGGCAUUCGAGAACGUCAAAGCAAAAAUCAAAAGCGGACAAUUCCACAUAGUCGGUGGAUCAUGGGUAGAGAACGACGGGAACAUGCCCUCCGGAGAAGGCCUCAUCCGACAAUUCCUCUUCGGUCAGAGAUACUUCGAGUCACGAUUCGGUGUCCGCUGUGAGACUGCGUGGUUACCUGAUUCUUUUGGGUUAACGGGCGCGUACCCGCAAAUUAUAAGGAGUGCGGGAAUGAAGUACUUCUUUACGCAGAAGUUGAGUUGGAAUAAUGUUAAUGUUUUCCCACAUUCGACGUUUAAUUGGGUUGGAAUUGACGGGACUCAAGUACUGUGCCACAUGACACCAGUGGACACAUAUACUGCACAAGCAACCGUAGGUGACAUUCGUAGGGGCAUUGUGAACCACAAGAAUUUGGAGUCAAACAACACCGCUCUACUCGUUUUCGGAAACGGAGAUGGUGGAGGAGGGCCGCUUAAUAAGAUGCUUGAGAACUUGCGACGCAUUCGAGCAGCAGCGAACGAGUCGCGCGAACUCCCUGUUGUCAAUAUGGGCCAUUCGAUUGAAGAUUUCUUCCGUGAUGUUGACAAGAAAACUGCGCAUGGGAAGAAGUUGCCCGCGUGGCAUGGUGAACUUUACCUCGAGUUCCACCGCGGAACGUAUACUUCUCAUGGGUCUAUUAAGAAAGGAAAUCGGGAGUCGGAGAUACUGCUACGGGACGUCGAGCUUGUGGCAACUUUAGCUUCUGUGUUGCAGCUGAAGAAGUAUGAUUAUCCCAAAGAGCGAAUUGAGGAGUUAUGGGAGAAAGUUCUGCUUUGUCAAUUCCAUGACGUCCUUCCGGGUUCUAGCAUUGGCAUGGUUUAUGAGGACGCGGAGCAGUACUACGCGGAGGUCAGGAAGGGCGCAAGGGAGCUCAUCGACGAUGCCAUCGGCUCUCUCUUGCAAACACACUCUGUUCCUAUUUCUUCGGACGCAUUGUCAUCAGCAUCAGGACCAGGAACACUCGUCGCCUUCAAUACGACGAUCCUCCCCCGUCUAGACGUCAUUCCUGUACCGCUUCUGGGUCCUGCAGCUUCACAAUUGAAGAAUGUUGUUGUGCAGACCGCGGAUGAUGGAAAGAGUGGCUUCGCUUUGGUGGCUGCACAGAAUGGACAGAGUGUUGUUACGCCUUGCGGGUUCCCUACAGAUUGUAACGCUGCUUCCGUGUCUACGAGAGCCAAUGGCGACUUCGUUCUACGAAACGCAUUUGUUGAGUUGACAAUUAGUGAUGGUCGUAUUACAAGUCUCGUCGACAAGCAGAUUGGGCGCGAACUCAUAUUUGAAGGCGAGUCCGGAGGUAUGGUCAUCUUUGAAGACCGACCGAACUACUGGGAUGCAUGGGAUGUUGAGAUCCACCACCUUGAGAAACGGACACCUCUGAAGUUCUCGGACGUGAAGGUCGUUGCAAGAGGACCUCUCAGGGCUGCUGUGGAAGCAACUGUGAAGAUCGGGAAGAGUACGGCGAUCGUGACUAUCUCACUUGAUGCUAUCCCUGCUUCCGUUUCUCCGAGCUCUCGCCCGUACUUCCGCUUUGAUGCCCAUGUCGAUUGGCAUGAACGGCACCAGUUCCUUAAGUUCGAGUUGCCUUUGAACAUCCACUCGGACACUGCGACGUACGAGUCGCAAUUCGGAUGGGUUCAGCGUCCAACACACAAAAACACGACUUGGGAUGCUGCGAAGUUCGAAGUGUGCGGUCACAAAUACGCCGACCUGAGUGAAUACGGAUACGGAGUGGCUAUCCUCUCGGAAUCGAAAUACGGAUUCUCGUGUAUCGGGAACAUCUUGCGUAUCUCGCUCCUUCGUGGAGCUACUGCGCCAGACGCCGAACAGGACCAAGGAGAACAUGAUUUCUCGUGGGCUGUACUUCCGCACGUUGGACAUUUCUUACAGUCAGACGUUGUGCAGGCUGCGUAUCUGUUCAACUCACCUUUACUCGUUCGCUACACCCAAACAGAAACACUGACAAAAUCAACUUCGAUCCUUCAAAAACCGCCUUUCAGUAUCCGCGGCGCACCAAACGUCAUUCUCGAGACAGUAAAACGAGGGGAGGACGAUCUCUUCGGCACCGCCUCUUCCACCACGUCAACAACAAAGAAACCCAAGACGAUCAUUCUACGUAUAUACGAAGCACUCGGAGGCCACGCGCAAGCAUUCCUCCGCGUCUUUGGUGCUUUCCCAGUCGUCAAGGCGUACGAGACGAACAUUCUCGAGGACGAGCUUAAAGAAUUGUCGGUGUUCCGUGCGAAUGAGGAUGAUGGAAAUGGAGGGGAUGACGCGAAGGACGUUGAGAUUAAGUUGGACUUCCGCGGGUUUGAGGUGAAGACUGUGAAACUUGUCCUUGGUGAAGUAGGUGUGCCCAAGUGAUGGACCGAGAGUAAGCCCAUAUAUCUUUAUAAAGGUUGAGGGUUUAUCCGGUUGUGUUGAACUUUCAUCCCAUUUUCCCAAGCCCUUUUAUGCGGAAGGAGCACUGAAUUAGCCUCUAAGCUAAAAGUUUACAAGGACUGAUUGACUCGAACUGUUGCUAUGUUUACUUUGCAAUGUAACAUGUAUAUAGGACUCUGUAUCGAGCACAAACUUUAAAUACUAUGCUAUGACUUCUC
Messenger RNA from Fomitiporia mediterranea MF3/22, 3686 nucleotides. Its product is annotated as glycoside hydrolase family 38 protein. The coding region runs from base 1 to 3450 and encodes 1149 amino acids. Gene Ontology annotation, biological process: mannose metabolic process; oligosaccharide catabolic process. Gene Ontology annotation, cellular component: fungal-type vacuole membrane. Gene Ontology annotation, molecular function: carbohydrate binding; alpha-mannosidase activity. The record is from RefSeq and is a predicted model, not a curated record. NCBI's taxonomy places the organism in Eukaryota, Fungi, Basidiomycota, Agaricomycetes, Hymenochaetales, Hymenochaetaceae. The transcript is spliced from 23 exons.